Messenger RNA from Maudiozyma saulgeensis, 669 nucleotides. NCBI's taxonomy places the organism in Eukaryota, Fungi, Ascomycota, Saccharomycetes, Saccharomycetales, Saccharomycetaceae. The record is from the annotation of a GenBank genome assembly.
AUGAAGAUUCUAACGUCAGAGGAAAUUAAUGCCCAUAGUGCUUAUACUUUAAAAGGUGGUGCUUUAGGUGCCGUAGUAGGUUUAGCUGGUUCUGCUGCAUUAUUUAGAUUUUUACCAAAAAGAUUUCCAUCAUUUAAACCAAGUCAAAUGACUUGGUCUGUCAAGACAGCACUUUUCAUUACACCACCAACUUUGUUUACAGCAAUUUGUGCCGAAGAAGCAUCAAAUAGAUUCGAUGCUUUAAAAUACUCAGGUAAUUAUCAGAGUGAAGAAGCUGCAGAAAAACAAGCAGCUUGGGAUAAAUUGACUCGGACUGAGAAGACUAUUGAAUCCUUAAAUAAUAAUAAAUACAAAAUUAUUACAGGUAUUUGGGCAGCUUCAUUAUAUACAGCAUGGGAAAUCAUUAAUAGAGACAAAAUUAUGAAUGCCACACAAAAAGCUGUUCAGGCAAGAAUGUAUGCUCAAUUUAUCACUGUUAUAUUAUUAUUAGGUUCAGUUGCAUUGAGUUCAUAUGAAAAGAAAUUAAAUCCAGAUAAAGAAAAACAAAUUGAAAAACAACGUUGGGCAAAUGCUUUAAGAGCAGCAGCUGAACAAGAAAAAUUAGCAGCAGCUCAAACAACUUUCUCAAAUGAAGAGAGAAGAGAUGCUAAAAUCUUUAAAUAUAAAUAA